GGAAAAGGUCCCUUAGCCCACUUGAUUCUAGCAUCUACCAUCUCCUCAUCGGCUGCUUAUUAGUGUCUCAUGUGCUUAUCAUGUGUCUCAUCAGGUGUUCCGCUUUGUCAGGAGGUUAAGUGGGCAGUCAGAAGUGUCUCAGACAAAACAUAAAACAGGCAGCAUCUCUCCCAAUCCUCCAGCUGCCAUACUGUACCUUGGUCCUUCGUGAACUUUGGAUGCAGAACCUGCACUUUCAUUACUAUAAGAAGGUCUGCUUGUGGUGCAAUUCCUUCAGACAGAAAUAGUGUGCUAACAUGAAGCUUCCGAUAGUGACAAGUUGGCUGGCUGUGUGUGUGCUGCAGACAUGCUCCGGGGACAGCCAUCAAUCUGGAAUCAAGCCAAAGAUGCUAGAACGGAUAAAGAAAGAAGUGACUGGCUAUAGAGAUGUAGCCAAAUCCAUCAUCGAUCUGGCGGUUUAUGGCAGUGCCCAGAACAGAUCUUAUGAGAGAUUAGCUCUGUUCGUUGAUACCAUCGGAAAUAGAAUCAGCGGCUCUGAUAAUCUAAAAAAUGCCAUCAAGUACAUGUACAGUGCCCUGCAGGAGGACAGGCUGCUGAAUGUCUCGCUAGAGCCUGUGAAAGUACCGCACUGGGUGCGUGGAGAAGAGUCUGCUGUGAUGCUACAGCCAAGAAAGAAAAACCUGGCUAUAUUGGGACUUGGUGGCAGCGUUGGAACUCCAGUGGAAGGAAUAACAGCAGAAGUUAUUGUCGUGUCCUCCUUUGCUGAAUUGCAGAAAAGGGCUGAGGAAGCCAAAGGGAAGAUCGUAGUUUACAAUCAGCCAUUCGUCAGUUAUGGGGAAACAGUCCAGUAUCGGUCAAGGGGAGCCUCGGAAGGAGCUAAAGUCGGUGCUGUGGCAUCUUUGAUCAGAUCAAUAGCAUCAUUUUCUAUUAACAGCCCUCACACUGGAUGGCAGGAUUACCAGAGCGGCGUUCCCAAGAUCCCCACCGCCUGCAUCACAGUGGAAGAUGCUGAACUGAUGGCUCGGAUGGCAUCGCGUGGUAUUAAGAUUGUCAUCCAACUGACAAUGGGAGCAGUCCAGCAUCCGGACGCUGAUAGCUUUAAUACAGUGGCGGAGAUCGUUGGGAGCAAAUAUCCUGAGCAGGUUGUGAUUGUCAGCGGACAUCUGGACAGCUGGGAUGUUGGGCAAGGAGCCAUGGAUGAUGGUGGUGGAGCUUUUAUCUCUUGGGAAGCCCUGUCUCUUAUUAACGACCUUGGUCUCCGUCCUAAGAGAACAAUACGUCUGGUACUGUGGACAGGAGAAGAACAAGGAGGAGUGGGCGCCAGCCAAUACUACGAGAGGCACAAGAAAGAUAUUGGGAACAUGGAUCUCGUCAUGGAGGCUGACAUAGGUACCUUUAUGCCGCUUGGUAUUCAGUUUUCCGGAACACCACAGGCCAGAGCCAUCAUGUCCGAAGUUAUGCAGCUGCUGGCACCCAUCAACGUAACUAAACUGUAUGACUACGCUGAAGGAACUGACAUUAGCUUCUGGAUGGAAGCUGGAGUUCCAGGUGCCAGUAUCAUUGAUGAAAUCAGUACAUAUUUCUGGUUCCAUCACUCAGAAGGGGACACGAUGACAGUACAGAACCCUAUCUGGAUGAACCUCUGCGCUGCUGUUUGGACUGUCGUCGCCUAUGUAGUAGCUGACUUGGAGGAAAUGUUGCCACGGUAAUACAAACCAAGAGACACAAAGGGAAUGUGAAGCUGCUCAUAUCUCUGCUGUCUGAGCAUUGCUCGUUAUAUGUCCUUUUUAUUUCACAAUAUCAGAUUUCAUCAUCACUCUUUAUUCCUCUGCAGCUGUAAUAUUGUUCCUCUUUUGUUUGUUUUUUACUUUAUUGUACAAUCUGAUUGCAUUUGUCUGGAAGCUUUGUAUUAGUGCAAAAAACUAUUUCUGUCUGAUUGUUUGAAAUAAAGAUACAGUUCCACUGCUUACUGUUA
Pseudophryne corroboree (corroboree frog) is the source of this 1975-nucleotide messenger RNA. It is a transcript of the gene CPQ, whose product is annotated as carboxypeptidase Q. The record is from RefSeq and is a predicted model, not a curated record. Gene Ontology annotation, biological process: proteolysis; peptide catabolic process. The transcript has 9 exons. Gene Ontology annotation, molecular function: metallodipeptidase activity. Bases 297 to 1709 code for a protein of 470 amino acids. Lineage: Eukaryota; Metazoa; Chordata; Amphibia; Anura; Myobatrachidae.